Molecule: messenger RNA, 1446 nt
Organism: Sinocyclocheilus anshuiensis
Lineage: Eukaryota; Metazoa; Chordata; Actinopteri; Cypriniformes; Cyprinidae
Product: calsequestrin-1-like
Exons: 8
Coding region: 270-1154 (294 amino acids)
Biological process (GO): regulation of cardiac muscle contraction by regulation of the release of sequestered calcium ion
Cellular component (GO): Z disc; sarcoplasmic reticulum lumen
Molecular function (GO): calcium ion binding
Source: RefSeq, a predicted model, not a curated record
GCCACUCUUUGUCUGUGGUUAGGAGAGAAGGCAGAGAGUCAAGGGUUUACCUGAAGAAAGCUGAAUUUUCAGAAGAAGGGCACGCAAACCCUCGGAAAGAACGGUGGAAGAAGGCCUGGACGGUUUCCACUGUAAUUAUUUCUGUUAUAAACUCUUGACUUAUAUUCCUAUUUGUGACACUUCUAGACCAGAGCUUUCUUAAACCUACUGGAGCUGCAUGAAGAGCCACUGUUUCUUUUUGGAAAGGUCUUAAGUCACUAGUAUAGACCAUGCAGACCACCUGGAUCCUGCUGCUUGCCUCUCUGGGCCUCUCUACCCUGGCUGGUGCUGAGAAAGGCCUCGAAUUCCCACGUUAUGAUGGCAAAGAUCGUGUCCUGGACAUAAAUGAGAAGAACUACCGCAAAGCCCUGAAGAAAUACGACAUGUUGUGCCUGUUCUACCACGCUCCUCUGCCAACUGCAAAAGAGCUGCAGAAACAGCUACAAAUGGCUGAAUUAGUGCUAGAGUUAGCUGCUCAAGUCUUGGAGGAAAAGGAUAUUGGCUUUGGAAUGGUUGACUCCCAAAAAGAUGCUAAGGUUGCCAAGAAACUAGGUGAGGUUGCAAAAGAGCUGACUCUGAAGAUGAAUGAGGUGGACUUCUAUGAGCCCUUCAUGGAGGAACCAGUCACCAUUCCAGACAAACCACACUCAGAGGAAGAGCUGGUGGCCUUCAUAUCCGAACACAGGAGACCAACUCUAAGAAAGCUCAGGGCAGAAGACAUGUUUGAGACCUGGGAGGAUGAUUUGAAUGGAAUUCACAUUGUAGCCUUUGCAGAAGAAGAGAACCCUGAUGGUUUUGAAUUCUUGGAGAUUUUGAAGGAGGUGGCCAGAGACAACACACACAAUCCAGACCUGAGUAUUGUGUGGAUUGACCCAGACAACUUCCCACUGCUCAUUCCUUACUGGGAGAAGACCUUCAAGGUUGACCUCUUCAGACCACAGAUUGGUGUAGUUAAUGUUACAGAUGCGGACAGUGUCUGGUUGGAGAUACCUGAUGAUGAUGAGCUGCUGUCACCUGAAGAGCUGGAAAACUGGAUAGAAGAUGUGCUCUCUGGAACAGUGAAUACAGAGGAUGAUGAUGACGAAGAUGAUGAUGAUGAUGAUGAUGAUGAAUGAUUCAUAUACUGUGAACCUCAAACAAAUCUGCUAAAAAGAACGUUCUUUUAGAGCAAAAUCAUUUUGUACAUUUUGUACACUGCAGAGUUCUCUUAAUGUUAAACUGAAAUUAUACAAGUCAAAGAAGUCUCUUAUUUAUCUAGGUGAAAAUAAUUUAUUUUAUUCACUUCUAAACUGGAAAUUGAUAAAGGGAUUCAAAUGAAAUACUGCAGUGCAAUUUUGUCACUGCAUCAGUUAUUACUCUCUUGUACAUUUUCUACUGUAAUCAAUCACACAAGACAAUAAAACUUUA